GCACAACUUGUUACGUGAGCUAUAUAUUCAAUAUGAUAAAAUGGAGAGCAUAUACUUUACCUCAGUUUGCAGGCAAUAAAGAGUCGUCCAAGGCAAGAAGCAUUGGAAGACCAAAAUCCCCAAAUCCGAACCCAAAAGUUCCUUCAAGAUCCAUAACUCCGGGUCACAGACCAAGUAUUUCAUUAACUGAAGCCAAAAACACCAAGGUGCCUGCGCCCACCUUGUUCAAUCAGAAAACAAGUCAACCGAUCUGCACUCAUCCUCUGAGCAAUAAACGAACAAAUGUGGUUUCCAAUACCAGCAACAUAUCAUCAAAACCUUAUUCCAACCAAAAGGAUGACCACAUAGAUUUUCUUACUUCCAACCUGUCCAAAAACCUAGGAACAUCCACAAAUAAGACAAAGCCAAGGAGUAGAGGUGUGUCACCUUUGGCAAGAUCAACCAUUCCGGUACAAUUUCAAGGAAUUUCGGAUGAGACGCCCCCAAAUCUAAAGACAGACCGCUCAACUUCUGCUACGCGAGGCAGGCCGCAGCCAACUGUCACUCCUGCUGCUGUAGCGGUUCAUCAAAAGGCAGAACCUAGUUCAACUCCAAAGCCGAGGAGGCAAUCAUGUUCACCAUGUGUAACAAGGGGUCGGAGAGUGGAACCCAAGCAAGAUGUUAAAGGAACACAGGUCUUGGGGAGUAGGAUGGUUGAGAAGGUGAUGAACGCUAGGAAGUCAAACGUUGAAGAAAGGGACACAAAGCAAAAAUUACGAGCUGCUUCCAUUGAUGAAAGGACGAAGCAAGUGGAGAUUAAACGAGAUCGGAACACUUCCAGUCACCUUGGCAUUUUUCUCAAACGAGGCUAAGCGAAAGGACUAGGCGAGACUGAAUGAUCAAUUUGCUUGUUUGGGAAAUGGUAGCUACAAGGACAGCACACUUUCUGCAAAUAUUACACUAAAUAUAAUCAUACGUCUUCUCUAUUACUUUUGGCAUAUAUAUAUAUAUAUAUAUAUAUAUAAACCAACAUCUUGAGGAUCGGUGCAUGCUUAUUAGCAAAACGAGGAAUCUUGGCAAUCUUGCUAGAUUUUUCAUAUAUACAUUUCUCCUGGGCAACAAGAUUGUGUUCGCUCGAAGAAUAUAUUUAUAUAUAUAUAUAUUAUAUAGAAGUUAAAUUUUGUUAGCUGAAAGAUAGGAUGAAAGUCAAAUUUAUUAUU
Molecule: messenger RNA, 1199 nt
Organism: Theobroma cacao (cacao)
Lineage: Eukaryota; Viridiplantae; Streptophyta; Magnoliopsida; Malvales; Malvaceae
Source: RefSeq, a predicted model, not a curated record